Messenger RNA from Nelumbo nucifera (sacred lotus), 940 nucleotides. RefSeq names its product HR-like lesion-inducing protein-like protein. NCBI's taxonomy places the organism in Eukaryota, Viridiplantae, Streptophyta, Magnoliopsida, Proteales, Nelumbonaceae. The record is from RefSeq and is a predicted model, not a curated record.
GAGGAUCUUGCACCCUUCUGUGUACAAGAUUACAAACCCUUGUUUUUCUCUCCUGCGUUUUCUCUCUUGACUCACUCAAAAGGAGAGAUUCGGACGAGUGAGUGAGGUCUUCUAAGUUCCAUCUCUUGCUGCUGGCCGCACAUCAAUGGGGUUCAUUUCAUUUAUAGGCAGAGUUCUUUUCGCUUCCGUCUUCAUUCUUUCCGCAUGGCAAGAGUUCAAUGAAUUCGGGGUUGAUGGUGGGCCAGCAGCAAAAGCUCUUAGACCGAAGUUUGAUGUUUUGACAAAUCAUGUGACCUCUAACCUUGGGGUGCAAGUACCUGAAAUUGAAAUUAAACAUUUGGUUGCGGGGGCGGUAGCUUUGAAGGGUAUUGGAGGCAUUUUCUUCAUCUUUGGCAGCUGUUUUGGUGCAUACCUCCUGGUUAUACAUCAGUUGCUUGCUACUCCUAUUCUAUACGACUUUUACAACUACCACCCUGACAAGAAAGAAUUUAUUCAGCUUUUUGUCAAGUUUACACAGAACUUGGCGCUUCUUGGGGCAUUGUUCUUUUUCCUAGGAAUGAAGAACUCUGUUCCAAAGAGACAGCCCAAGAAGAAAGCUCCCAAGGCAAAAACAGUCUAAAACAAAUGGGUAUUAUAAGGUGGAGGGACAUUUAUUGGUGUUGGCAGCUCCUGGUCGAUUAUAGACAUUCGUGAUGUUGAUCGCCUAGGAUUCGUCAAGGUGGUAUUCAUUGAGAUCUACUUCUGUAUUCUAGUAUUAGACUUUUUUCUUCCUUUUUUAUUGUUUAUUUUCCUUUUUGAGGUGAUUUUGCAUCUUAUAGGUUAACUUUAUGAACCUUCUCCGAAGUUGAGGUUUAGAUAACUUGCUAUUUAUCAAAUUAAGGGUCUUUUCCUUGUGUUGGUUGCUCAUGAAGUAUUGCUAAAAAGUAGUUCCUUUUGGUCA